UAGAUACAUCCCCCUAUACCUGCCUCCUUACUAUCCGGAACAUCGUCGAGCACCUAAGUAACUAAACAACGUCGUUCCCUUUCCUGCAUUUUAACGAUUCUACCGACCGAUGUGCGAAGUAAAAAGCCAUAACGACUUCGGACUUCGCUUCCACGAUAUACUCACCUGCCGCUCUUUCGGUUCGAAAACUGCGAAAAAUCUAUGUCUGCACAUAACACCGUACCGUACUCGUCGACAACGGCCCGAUAAGUCUCAGUUGCCAUGGUUCCCGCCCUCCUGCUGAAUUUGCUCGCCAUAUGGCUCUUUGCCAUGGUGGACGCCUCGGCGGCGACCCGCCCGCGGAGUAUCAUGUAUCUCACCGGCCAGCAUCCCGUAACGCCUGAUCCGUCUCUCAGCUCGUCAAUUACUCACGUAGCCUUGGCUUUCAUGAGCCCUGACCUCUUCCACCAAGAUACCGGCGAGUCCUCAUGGCCGCUGUUUAUGAGCGUCUCUGAAGCUCGCUCGAAGUUCCGAGCCGGGACCAAGAUUAUGGUUGCUAUCGGGGGCUGGGGAGACACGGCCGGCUUCGAGGCUGCCGCACGUACCGAAGACAGCCGGGCAAAGUUUGCUCGCAGUGUUGCCUCUAUGGUCCACGAUACGGGAGCCGACGGUGUCGACAUAGAUUGGGAGUAUCCAGGGGGUAACGGCGAGGAUUACAAAACGAUCCCCAAUGAGGACAAAGCCUGGCAAGUAGCCGCAUAUCCGGAGCUGCUCGCUGAGAUCCGCAAAGCUCUGGGCCCUGAUAUAAUCAUAUCGGCAGCCGUGCCUGGUCUUCCGAAAGACAUGCUCGCCUUUACCGCCGAGACCGUACCCAGGAUAUCCGAAUCUCUCGACUUCCUGAACGUAAUGACCUAUGACCUAAUGAAUCGGCGCGACAAUGUGACUGGGCACCACACCGGAGUCCAGUCUAGCCUGACGGCUGUGCGUACAUACAUAGCUAACGGUGCUGCCCGUGACAAAAUCAACCUCGGCUUUGCCUUCUACGUCCGAUAUUUCCGUACCGGGAACGCGACUUGCCUGCCGGACCCGAUCGGGUGCCCCACGGGUCCUAUGGAGGAUCCACGAACAGGGGCUGACCUGGGCAAGGCGGGCUCUUUUUCCUGGCAUGAUGCUGUCCCCCGAGACGUCAGGAGGUCAUUUGAGAAAGCUCUAACGGAGGGGCAAUACGAUCAAGUUGGUGGUGGUUACUGGUAUUGGGACGAAAUCGAAGCGAUUUGGUGGACAUUCGACACACCUGACGCUAUCACGAAGAAGUUUCCUCUUAUUAUCGAAAGGGAGAAGCUAGGCGGCGUCUUCGCGUGGGGAUUGGGCGAAGACGCACCGAGGUGGUCACACCUCAAGUCUCUAAAUGCUGGGGUGGAGGCUCUAGUAGGCAAAGAGGAAUUAUAAUUCCUCGGGUUACUUUAAACGGCAUUUACCUAUGACAGGAUGGUCACGCAAGAAAUCAAGUAAUUGUUAUAUCAU
Molecule: messenger RNA, 1503 nt
Organism: Durotheca rogersii
Lineage: Eukaryota; Fungi; Ascomycota; Sordariomycetes; Xylariales; Xylariaceae
Product: glycoside hydrolase family 18 protein
Exons: 4
Coding region: 262-1428 (388 amino acids)
Biological process (GO): carbohydrate metabolic process; chitin catabolic process
Cellular component (GO): extracellular region
Molecular function (GO): chitinase activity; chitin binding
Source: RefSeq, a predicted model, not a curated record